GGUGGCCCACAAUGCAUUUGGUGCAGGAUGUAGCGCUCACCUGUUCCCGUGCACAUCCUGAACACAACUGCUCUCACGCAGGUAAGUCCACUUUUAAGUAAACUAUCACGUUAUUAACGUUCAUUUUCUUCUGCGUUGUCAUUUACGGAAUGCAUGACAUUCGAGGCUUCGUUAACGAUGACGCUGGCUCCAGUGAAACUUUUGUGGCGGCGUCGACCUGCAGGACGGAUGGACUCGAUAGAUGCCGCCAAUGAUCAAAUGACAGAAGAAGGUCUGCAGCAUCUAAAGCCCAGGUCCUGUGCAGAGUUCUUGGGCCAGUCUCGCUGUGCCGGCUGUUACAACCAGCACAAACACUCCAUGCCUCGGCAAAACAGCAGCUCCUCCACCGAUGACUCGGAUUCCAACUCUGACUCCGACUCCGAUUCCGAGUCCGGCUCUGAUGGAGAGUCGUCCUCCAGCAGCGACGGCGGCUUGAGCCAGGAAGAAGCGGAACCGGCACACGAAGCUGAUGGACGCCGUGGUGAUGAGCAAAGCCAGGCGGGAGACACGAGGACGAGCCUGGAAGGUCAAACAAUGAAACCUGCGCCUGUGGAGGGUGCCGGAGACAAAGAGACGCAAAGUAAACAUUGCAGUGACGGUAAACAAAACAUCACCAUGGCAACAGCAUGUCCCACACCUUCAUCGUCUGUGAUUGGACCGACACAGUGACACAUGACGUCUACACGCACUUGCUAACACCAACAAGCUUCAGUUCCUGUGCGGACCAGUCUGGAACCCGUCUGCUUCACCUCUGGAAAGCAACUCACCUGCAUGAACUUCCAUCAUCUUCCAUUGCUUCUCAAGAUGGAUUCAUCACGUCUGACAACUGUUUUAUGGCUUCUUGCCGCUUUCUGGAUUUCUAUACCUGCAUCGUGAACUUAUGAUUAGUUACUUCUUUAAAUGCGUAGAUUUUAGUGCAUUUUUUUCGAGGUUCGAUAACUAUAUCAAUUUAUUUUCCCCAGAAGUUGAUCAAACAUGGCAGUUUUGUGGUAGACUAUAGUCUAUUGUUAGUCAAAACUUAUAAAACUUAAACUUAUUGUGGUCACUUGGCAGCAGUAAUGACACAAAACAUUGAGACAUUAGCUUACAUGCCAUUACCUUAACACCGAGCCAUGGCAUCUCCCACAUGGUAGAGAAUUUCUCCCAUUCUGUGUGGGAGUGGUACCUUUAGGGCUUCUUCAUGAAAGAAAAAAUAAAUUCGUUUUAGAAAGUCAGAAACAGAUUUUCUAGUCUAUAACUACUAAAUUAUUCAAUGUAUUAACACUGAAUCCAAUAUCACGGACAUGUCUGGAACCUAUUACCCGCUAUAAGCAACUGUUGAGUGGUGUGUUUUUCUUGCGCUUCUCUUUGUGGCCACUGGAGGGCAGCACAGCUCAGCAGGUGACGAUAACUGUGCAUCCCGCAGGUAGUUUGCACUGAAAGUUGAAUUGCGGCUUUUGUCCCGUUCUCAUAUGUAUGUAUGUAUGUGUUUAUGUAUGUUUAUGUGUACCUAUGUAUUAUGUCUGUAAGUACACAUAGUUGUAUGUAUUUAUGCGUGUACACACACUAUGUAUGUACUAUAUAUGUAUGUAUUGUAAUGACCCUUAGAGGUGUUAUGUGUCAUUUGUUGUAUUUGUGCAUGUGUUGCCAUGGAGAUAUAUGUUCCGGGGUUGGGAAGGAAAAGCCGGUGACGGACAGGAAGUGACGGAGGAAACCCCAUGUUGGUGUAAGUUGCGUGGGUUACGGACGCGACAGUAGCCCUUGUAGGAAUCUUUGCUUUUUGGAUCUUAAUAAAA
Doryrhamphus excisus (bluestripe pipefish) is the source of this 1814-nucleotide messenger RNA. NCBI's taxonomy places the organism in Eukaryota, Metazoa, Chordata, Actinopteri, Syngnathiformes, Syngnathidae. The record is from RefSeq and is a predicted model, not a curated record.